UUCCUGAUUCGCCGAGUACAGCGUUGUCCUUAAUACUUUAUUCUCGUAUUUUUGUUGGUUCUGGCUGUCGGUUAUUUACCCUGUCCAUCCAAAUCAUUGCAGUUACUACGCUUUGGAGAUUGAACAGCACUCACUCCGCAGCUGUUUCUCUCGUUGGCAGUCUGGGAAUCUACAAUGGCAAACAGUAAGCCCACAACCAGCGUGAAUCUUGACGGACCCAGUGUGCAGCGUUCUGCUGAACCAGGUGCAUUCGCGAGCGGAGACCAAGAACCGUUUAAAGUGAUGGACCAGGCGUGCGCAUGGAUGAAGGCCAAGUGGGAGGAGGAACGACUGAGCGAACGACUGACCAUCAGCAUGCUGGAACAGCGAGUGCUGCAGCACGAGCGUGUCAUUGACGAGCAGAAAACGGCGCUCAAUAAGCAGCAGACCGAGAUCUAUUCCAAAGACGGGAUGAUUGCCGAGCAGCAGGCCAGUGCAGCGGACAGUCAGCGCCGCAUCCAGGAGCUCGAGGCGCAUUUAGCGGAGGAACAGCGCCGUGUCGCGGCGCUGACGGCGCGCAACGCCAAACUCAUGCAGGUUACUGAGUCCUUCCGUGGGGUCUUUGCCGUGUACGCUCAAAACCGCGACGUAGUGGACGAAUUGAUGAAUGCCCAAGGAGACGCCGGCAAUCCUGUUCGCACAAUUCCGGAUGCCGUCCUGAUUGCGGCUUCUGCUGUGGUCGCUGCUGAAGAGCAGCCCGUGGCGUUUGGCGCUGGCAGCGCGGAAUCCCCGACUGCACCGCGUGAUCCCGCUGCGCCGCCAUCCGCGCCGGUGAUUCCGGUGGAAACGAUCGACGAACACGCGGUGUUGGACACGCAGCGGGCGACCCCUCCGCCGCCGCCCGCUGCGGACGCUGCGGCGUCAACCGACCACCAGGGUGUGGCGGCGGACACGGCCAUCCCUCCCGCCUUCCCCAUCAGUGCAUCCUCGGAACGCACCACCGCGCCACCGGCUUAUCCAUCAAUUCGCGUAACUCUUCGCAAAGUAGUGACACCCGCGCUCGUUUAUCGCUCCCCCAGCGAGGAUUCCGCGGCAACACAGGCCGCCGGCGCCACGGAGACGCGUCCGCCCAAGACGGUCGGCUGCCCGCCGGUGCCGGAGAGCCGCGGGAAGCGAAAGCGGGCGCAGUCGGUGCUGGCGGUCAGCACGUGCCCGGUGUGCCAGGUGGAGUACGCCGACGCUGAGGAUCUGCGCCGGCACGCGUGUCCGCUGCUGCGCCGGCACCGCUGCCGCGCCGCGGGCUGCCACAAGCGCUUCAGCAGCGACGCCAGCCGGCGCCGCCAUGAGAGCAAGUUCCAUGCCGGUCAGCCGAAACCCGGCAGCGCUGAGUGA
This is a messenger RNA of Paramacrobiotus metropolitanus, 1371 nucleotides long. RefSeq names its product protein diaphanous homolog 1-like. The record is from RefSeq and is a predicted model, not a curated record. The transcript has 7 exons. The coding region runs from base 175 to 1371 and encodes 398 amino acids. Lineage: Eukaryota; Metazoa; Tardigrada; Eutardigrada; Parachela; Macrobiotidae.